Molecule: messenger RNA, 10141 nt
Organism: Orbicella faveolata
Lineage: Eukaryota; Metazoa; Cnidaria; Anthozoa; Scleractinia; Merulinidae
Source: RefSeq, a predicted model, not a curated record
UAAUAAGUCUGUUUUAAUAAGGGAAAUUAACCUCCGUAACCGACAACUACUGCAUGUAAAGAAACAGAAUUCGCUAAGUUUGUGCACAAGACAUACAACCGGGUUUUUCUACUUAACAAGCUUUCUGAUCUAGCGAUGUGCUUUUCCCGACAGCGCGAAGAGAGAAACCGUUUUCGGACAUGUAAAUUUAUCAGCUGGUUCAGUUGUAGAGCGACGAAAAUUAUUACCUAUUUCAGUGUUAUUCUUUCGCAGCUUUUUGUGCAACCAUUUUAUUGAAGUUCGCAGCUAAAAAGUAGGUCGAAUUUUUAUGAAUGAACGCGAGCCAGCUCCUCAGUUUUCUUCCGAAUGCUUGGAGCGAAUGACAGAGGUAUGAACACAAUGUUGUCGGUUGCGUUUAUUUACGACGACAAAAGUCCUUUAUCGCACGAUUGCGACAUUGCAGCCGGCGAGGUUCCCUAGCCCAUGUUUAUUGGUUUUUGCGUUUCGCUCCGUCGAUUCAACAGGCAUUAUCUCAGAUGUAAAAUCACGAACCGCCGGUCUAACGAAAGUGGAUUGUAGUAUCAGGUUUACGAUUAAAGACCAUAAAUCUCUCAUUUCGUAAAUAGGUAAGGCGACUUGUAAAAGCUGCCCCGCAACGUUGUAAAAGUGUUUGUUCUGAAUCUAUGUCUUAAUGUUGUCUCAAAACACAUGGCGUUGAUUUGGCUCGAGUUUAGACCUUUGACACAUUUUCAGUGUGAAUUUUGCAUGUUUUGAAUUUGUCUGCUGAUGCGAAACUCAACAGCGGAAUAUUUCGGCGCUGCAAACUAUUUAAACGUUCAAGGAGCGUAAUCUCUAAGCGCUUGUUCUACACGGUGAGGUCACCGUCAUUUGAUAGCUACGAUUAUGCAUAUGCAAAUUAUAUUUGCACAAAACUCGUGGCUGGCAACCAAUGCUCCGCACUGCGAUAGUUGGAUCAAAAACUUGGAUCAAAAGCUAUCGCUUGUUUUUGUAUAAACGUUAAUAAGUGUUUGACUUACAAGUCUUAUGAAGUGUCCCCUGUUCAGUUUCAUCAAUCAUCACUUUAGCAAUUGAGUAAUAUUUUAAAAGCGAAACCAUUUGAAAUCGUGUCCCUCAGAACGGCUAACCGUCAACACUGAAAACCCGUGGCUCGUAUCCAAUCGCUUCAUUUCAACAACUUCGACAAAAUCGAACGUAUCUUCACCACGUGGGCAAAAUAAGUCGAAUACGGAGGCUUCGAAAAUUCUCGAGUUCGAUUGGUUCUUAAAAAUUUGUCAUUUCUAAGGCAUUUACUACGCAACAUUUAUUACACUUUGUUGUCGUGCAAGUGUGCACAGAGCCCCCUUAACACGCGCUCGUGACGUAAUGAACACACGUUUAGGACCCACAAGUCUUUCUUAGGAAAGCGACUCGGCGUCGAAUUCAACAUGGCGAUGGGUUAAAUUAAUCGGGAUUUCACCAGUGUUCAUGUCUGUUGUAGGUUGGACACUCUGGGGAUACACGGCUAAAAUCGAUUUGUGUCAUCCAGGCUUCGUCAUGCAACUGGAUUAGCUGUGGAACUAUCAAAUUGAGGUCAGAUAUUUGCGACUGGAAACGGCCGGAGAGCUGGGGAAGCUCGAUCGAUUCAAAACAACGCUGUAAACAACGGUCGGUAAUUCGUAUUUCUCGACCAAAUGGAUGAGCGUUCCGCUUCUCCAGAGAUCGACGUGGUCGGCCAUAGCGAUCGAUCGGGACUGUUUCGCUAUCAAAGCGAAAGUUUCUCGACUUCCUCGGGCAGGAAUGCAACCGCCUUACAUGCAGCGAAUCAAACUGGCGCGAAGCGUCUCGCGGCAAAUACGAACACGAAAGCAAACAAGGCGGAAACCGUGAAUCUUCGCGUUCGAAACAUGGGAAUGAUCACCGUGAAGAAAGAACCCGAGUCAGACGAGGAUUGUGAAGUCUCGUAUUCCCUCAGCUCCCUUCUCCAAGAGUGUGAUUUCGAGCAGGCGCCUCGAGCGAAGACAAGGGCGCUGAAAUCGCCAACGUCGCUUGCGAUCGCUAAGUCAAAAUCUUUGGAGGCAGCUCGUUCUGCGACGGGACGAUCGAGGCAGACCUUAGAAAAUGUCAUCAGCUCGUUGAAAUCAGCUCGAUCUACAGACACAAACCAACCAAAAUUUGCAAAGAAGCCUUCCAGCUUUCAAAACCCGGUAGUUCCCAUAUCAAUGCCUUCGCAAAUAGUUUCUGUGGCUCCCACUGCCCAGAGUUCAGUCAGUUUUCCUGGUUCUGGUGUUGCAAGCAGUGGUCCGCAGAUUGUUGAUGUUCGAUCCUUAGCCACCGGUGCGCAAACAGUUUUAAGCGGAGCCGCAGCAAGGAGCACUAGAUCCACUACAUCAAAGCCGGUCACUCUAAGACCACUUCAUUUAAGAGCUGCACCCAAUACUAGGAUGACAACACUCAAUACUAGUCAUCCUACGACAGCUGCGUCAAACUUACCUGUAACCACAACACGAGUCCCAGUAUCUCAAGUGCAGGCAUCGACUGUAAAAAUAUCCAGUGCUUCAGGUCCAAAGCCUCUAAACAUUCGGUUUGUUUUGCCAGCCACUGAGCCAUUUAACACCAGUGAAUUUCAACAAGUUCUUCAGACCGCACUAGCUACAAUAAUCAGCCAAUCAAAGGGAGUAGAUGCAAGUCUGUUACAACAAGCAAUCCAAGCAGCAUUAACCACUGUCACCAAGACAUCUGUUCCUCUGACUGCAAAUCAGCUUCAACAAGCCAUACAGAGUUCUUUAGCUGUGCUGAGUGCUGCUAGACCAACCCAUCAGGUGACUCCUGCGAGUUUAACCCAAGCUCCCAGUAUGCAUGUACUGCAUCCUGCACAAAAGCAGCCUCAAGCUAUGGCACCAAUGCCACCUCGUGUACCUUCGCAGUCAGAUUUAAGAACAGGAGGUCAGGUCUCCUCAGUAACACCAAUAGUGUCUUCAGUAUCCACAGGGCCGCAAAUUGUAACUAAUACCAAUAGUCUCGUUGUGAAUGGUGGUAAUCAGUCAGCUUCUGGUGUGGUAACUUCAUCAGCUGCACCUCUUAAUCAGUCUCCUUUGAACUCAGCAAGAGAUGCCCUCAUUAAGGCUCUUCAGGAGAAAAGGGUUCUAAACAGCCCUCCAUCUUUGUCUUCGUCUUCGUUAUCAUCCACAUCCGAAGCUUCACCUUCUGUAACAGUUCCUGAUUCUAUUGAUGAGCCGUUCUCAGGUUCUCCACCUCCUUCCCCAGUAUUGCCAACGCCAGAAGAACCAGCACAAAAUUCUACAGUUCCUGAUAAAUCACAAGCACCAACAUCUGCAAUAUUAGAUACAACUUGUACUGCGAAAACUGUGGAGCAAACAACAACUGUUACUAGCAUUGCAAGAACCCCUUUAAUCGUUCUUAGUUCAGGGACGUUCCUUAGACCAAACCAAUCUCCAGUUAAUUCUGGAACACAGACAGCUUUGAUAAGAAUGCCACUGCAGGUACAGGCCUCUCAGGGCAAUUCCUCUUCGGCUACACCAGUGACACCAACAUUUGCCCCACAGACUACUACUGUGAAUUUAAUUAGUCAAACAAAUGCAACUGUUCAGUCCACUGCACCUUCUCUGCCAGCCUCUAAAAUGCCUCCAGUAAUGGCACCCACACAGCUUGUACAUGUUUCACUAGUACCUGCUACCUCAAGCAACACACCUGUGGCCAAACCAGAAAGCAAACCAACAGCAACAAAAGCUAAAAGUUCUUCUGUCAGUUUUUGUGCUGGGGGAUGCUGCAGAUAUUGUCGGGCGUGCCAUGAAAAUAAUAACGUAUGUGGUUUACCUACGUGCCAGAAGGCUUACCCAAACAGAGCAGCUCUUCGAAAACAUUACUAUUUUAAUCCUACUCACAAGUAUUUAGUUCCCACGGAGAAGGCAUCAAUUGCAUGCGACAAUUUUUUGCCUUUGGAAAUUGCUGAUUCGCACCGGAGGGCGCGGUUACGUGAACUUUUUAGACGCCUUCCAGAUGACGAAUUUCUGGAUCUUGUCAAGCCUCGAGUGGCCAAAAUGAUCUCACUUUUUCAGUUACUGGAACAAAAAUCCUUUCGUGUUCAGUCUGGCGGCAUUUCCGCUUUUAAAAUGUUCACAGAGUUUGAACGCUUUAGAAGGGAGGUGGAAGCCAAAUUGCUGGAGUUGAUUUUGUUGCCGCAAGGCAAAGACCAGGCUAAGGGGACAAAAAGUAGCAGUAAGGAUGGAAGCAAACCAGCAGAUGCAAAAACGUCAGAUGUAGAUAAUUCUUCACAAGGUGAUGAAACCACUCCAGGAGCUGAUAAACAAGGCAGUAAAGAUUCACUGCCGUCAGACGCAGCCAACACUGACCAGAAACCAGAAAGCUCCACAGCUCAACCCAAGACAGACACUAAUCCAAAUGCAGGAAGUUCUGCAACAGCAAAGAAGACUGUGGACACCAUUUGUUUAGACUCAGAUGCCGAAAAAUCAGCCACAAGAACUUCAGUUACUGGAGCUGGCUUGGCUAAUCAUAAUGACUCCAGCAUUGGAACUACUAAUAAUGACACAAUAACAGUAGAAGACAAGAACGCCAGUGAUUCCCCUCCAGUAGAAGAGAAGUCAGCAGAGUCAGGUAAAGAGUCUGGUGAUGUCACCCCCACUUCGUUAGUAUCAUUUCCAAGAAAAGAUGGUAAAGGCAAAGAAGGUGAAAAGAAAGAUGGUGAGCCGCAAUCUGUUGAAGCAAAUGAAUGUGCAAAAUCUUCUGAUGGUAAAUCCGGAGCUGAUCAACCGUCUGAGCAGCCCAAGCAGACUGAAAAUGUGGGACACAUAUCUGAUGAAUCUACCCCCAAAGAUAUGACAUCAGUGCCAAUGGAGAUUGAUGAUAGCAGCAAAGCUUCAAAAUUGCAGUCAUCUGAUGUGAUAAUGGUGGAUGACCAGAGUGAAACCAACUCUUGCAGCAAUGUCAAAGAGCUAAAAUCAAGGAAAGGAGAGCAGGCAGGAGAAGGUGAAAAACCAAUAAUUGAUCUUGUCAGCAAAGAAGACAAUGCAACAGUUGAUGCAAAUGCUGAAAAAAAUUGCGAGGUCGCUGGGAGAAGUGUCAAGGAAUCUGCCAAUGCAACACAGGAGGAUAAAAUUACUGAGAAACCUUCUGAUGUAGGAAAAGAAAUUGCUGCAAUGGAUGUUGAAGAAGACGGAAACAAUUCCAAGACUGGCAGUGAGAAAGGCCAAGUUAAGGAAGCCACUGUUGAGAAAAGAGAUGAAGUUGGAAACAAAGUGGAUAGUGCAAAGUUAAUCAAUGAUGAAAAAGGGACUGUCAGAGACAGUGACCAAACUGAAAAAUCUAAAAUGGAUCCUGAAAACCAGGUGAAGGAGGGCCAGCAACAAGAGACUACAAAAAACAAAGCAGAUGGCGCAUGUGAAGGAAGAGAAGUAGAAACUAUAGAUGUUGACAGUGGUAGUGGUACAAGAACUGCUAGCACUAGUAAGGACACACUUGAUGUUCCCAUGGUAACAGAUAAACCAGGGAGUGGUGGUAGCAAACAUCAAGAUGCAAACAAGGAGAAAACAUCCUUAGAAAAGGACAGCAAUCAGGUCAAAGAGGUGGCAAGGUCAAGCAAAAAGGGUGAGGGAACCAAUGCCGAAUGUUGCACAGAUGCGGACAGUAAAGUCAAAGAAACUGGAAAAGCAAGUUCCUCUGAGGUAGCUUCAUCUUCAGGUAAUACUUUUGGCAACUCUGAUGCCACCUCAGCUGGGAGCUCAAACUCCACGCCACAAACAGGAAGUGAUGCAGUUAAGAAGAAAAGGAAGUUUAUCACCCUGGAAGAUCUAGACCUUGGUGAUGAUGAUGAUAAUGAUGAAGAUGGGAUUGACGAAACUAACAUGUUGGAUUUCAGUCUUCCAUUUGCAGUCAAAUGGGGUCGAAUUGUCAAAAAAGUGAGGUCAGUAGAGGCCAAGAAAAUUGCAAGGAAGGAAAACUACUCAGAGCAAGAUAUGAAACAAUUUAUUUACAAUAAACCCAAGGAUGCCGCCAAUGCCGUUAUCAUUGCUGAUUGUCAUGCCCAUCCAAGCUUCUUCCGUGCCUAUGUCAUGCCAGCAUUGUUGGACAAGCACAUUGAUGAUUUUGGCCUGUUUGGUAAGAAAGUGCUGAGUAGACUUGUCCUUCCAAGGCAAAGAUAUGUUCAAAUCCUUCGAAAUGGUAUCGGUCCAGAACUAGCCAAGAUACUUGGAAUAAACAUCUUUCCAACAUUCAAAAGGAUACAGGACACUUGGAUGAGCAUAAAGAAUCCAUUGGGGACAACUUCACGCUCAUCUUCCUCAAAAACAGUGAUUGCUAUCGAUGCAGCAGAUGACAUUGAAGUUCCUGAUGACGAACCUGCAGUGCCUACAGGAAAGGCAGCUGGACCAACAAAUAACUCACAAAAUGCUGCUGUCAAAACAAAAGAUUCUUAUAAGAGGCCAGGUCCAGCUGACAGUAUGGAGAAUGAUAAAAACAAGAGGCAGCGAGUGGAUAACACAGAUUCCCAGAAAGGUGCAAGCCAGACUAAAGAAAGUAACAAAGGACAGACAGAAAACUCUGAAAAGAGUUCUCAGAGAGAUGGAAGUCAGCCAAAUGAAGCAAAUAAAGCAAGGAAAUCUGCUGAAGCAGGCGGCUCAAUAAAGGACACACAAGGUAAUAUAAUCCAGGCCGAAGAAAGGAAUAAGAACCAAACAGGAAAAUCAAACUUGGCACAAACAUCUGAUAAAACAGCGACACCAGUUGUCAACGUAGAAACUGAAAAAGAGAAAAACAGAGCCACAAGUUCAACGAGUGUACCCGAGAAAGAGACUACUCCGCAACCUGUUGUGGAUGAGACAGAUGGACCUGAUACAGACAGUGUUGUACUCAUGAGUGUGGACCAGGAACAAGAUCCUAAAUCUUCAGAUGUGGCCACUAAAGCGGGUACAACAUCUUCUGUUGCUGUUGAAAAAUCUCCAUGUAGUACCACCUCUGCCAAGGCAACCCCAACAUCUUCCUGCUCAACAAGCAAGCCAUCAACUAGUGUGGAAGACCCAUCAUCCAAAACCUGUGCUUCAUCUAUAAUCCCCGCAAAGGCAACAAUCUACACCAGUGGUGCAGGCAAAAAAGGAGUUUCUUCAGUUCCCCUCCCAACAACGAAAGGUUCUCCAUUGUUCUUGGUUCCUGUGGAGAGGAUUUCCCCUAAACUUGUAGAGCAGUAUAUCCAGCAAGGGAAAGGGGAUGGCAUGAAAACCAGGAGCAGUGACAAGAAAAAGGCUAAAAAGCCAAAGCAAGGUUCACAGGUCCUUGUUCUCAUUCCAUCAUCCAACCCAAACGGCAGUCCCACUAUCCAAACGUUGACAUCAGCUGAACAGCUUGAGAGCACUGGAGGUAAGAAACCGCUACUACUGCUUCCAGCUGAUAAAGUGCCCAAGUCUAUUGCCAGUCAGUCACAGACUGUCCGCAGGAAGAUGGUGAUCACUAUGGUUGCGCCCUCAAGUGGAGCUGUGACGGGGACAAAAGCAAAGGCAUCAUCAAUGCAGAAUGUCUCAGCCACAAGUACAUCAUCAUCAGGCCCCGCUGGCCAGUCAGGUGAGCCUACUUCAGCAGUCCAAUCAGUAAAGGGACCCAUAAUGAGUACACAAGAAGGCAAAGCUAACACAGCUGCAACAAAAGGCAAAAGCAACCGCAGCAAACCAACUACAGGAUCGGGCUCCAGCGCGUCAGUGGACCGCAGUGCAAGGAGUUUAGCUUCAGUCGUCAAUAAUACCUCAGCUCUUAACUUGUCCGCUAAAGAUAGCUCUGCUUCCAGUAAACAGUCAGGAUCUGGAACUGGACUGACUGCUGGAGAUAACGCUGACUCGCAGGGUGCUGCAGGGUCAAAAGAAUCUGGUGAGGUGCCCAGUUCUGACGGAGCAAGUGAUUCUCUCAAAGAGUCAUCCACCGACAAAGAAUCCGCCAGCAAUAAAGAAAGUAUUGAAGAUGGCGACUCUGCCCCAGCUGCUUCUGAAGCGUCGACAUCUGCUGCAGCCUCUGGUGGUGAUCUCGUCGGUAACCAAUCCACCUCCAGUAACACUGAGCUUGAUCUGUUAGGAUCAUCCAUGCUGCCGAGUGAUUUUACUUUAGACAGUUUGCUGAAAGACAUUGAAGAGGAUGGCUCAGGUGACAAAGCAAAUGAAAUGCCACCCCUUGAUGUUUCAGAAAUAAUCAGAAGUUUCGAGGACUUGCCUGUUGAAUCUGACAAUAGCACUGCAGGAGAUUCAUCGCUCUUGGACACUGGAGGUGAUACAAGUACCGUGGGUGGUUCCUCAGAGGGACGUAAUGACAUCCAGAUGGCAAGCAGUAUACCGGGAAGAUCAUCUCUCCAGGAUGAACAUAGCUACGCUCAGUCCAGGAGACAGUCACCAAGGAGAACACCAGCGUCUUCAAAGCCACCAUCAGGGAGGUCAACACCAGAUGUCCCCGACUACGAAUAUGGCUUAAGGAAAACUUCAUCUCCCAGUAAGUCAGGUGGCUCUAAAGAAGACUCGGACGUCGAUGAAGGAUCUCCCCCCCGUAAACGCCGCAAAGCACCCACAAGAACCUCUGCGAGGUCCUCACCACAAGUGACCUUUGUGCCUGAUAAAGUUGUCCCUGGUAAAAGCCCCCAAAGCUCUUCUGCAAAAGCCAAAGGACGAAAACAGUGAUCCUGCUGAAGAUCUAAAUUGAUUCUCAGCUGAUCUGGCGUUGACCUGUGUUCGGCUUGUUAGUUAUAUGUUGAGAUAUCGAUUUAACUCUUCAUGACUGAAUCUGCACACUCCAGCACUCAAACCUAUAGCGUGUAACGAUUCAAAUGAAAGCUAUUGAGCAGCACUCACCUUUGGUACUGUUCAUUACGUUGUGCAAUGUGGUGCUAACUUUUACGUCUGUGGAUGAAAACCCAGUGUGCGACCAUUCAAAUGAAUGCUAUUGAUCAGUUCUUCCAUGUGGUACUGUUUAUUAUGCUGUACAAAUUUGUUCUAGCUUUAUAUUAGUGGGCGGUAUCCUUGGGUGUGGGUAUUCAAAUAACAGCUAUCGAGUCGACCACCGCGAAAAUUGAGGUGUUAAUGUAAACUCGUUAUUGCAUAACUCAAAAGACAAACUUCAGGGAACGAACGAAAGAAUUGCUUGCGAGGUAUUUAACUUCGGAGACGUUUAUUGUGAACUUUCUCUUUCAACGACCUUUGCAAUAAGUAGGUAUUUUCACUCAUUACCAAGAAAUGCCAAUGUAUCGUUUUCGAUAAUUCGUUUCGUUAGCUUAUUCCAGUUAAAAUCGUUUCACGUUGGAGACGACAGUUCAAUUGCAUCGUAGGGGUAUUUUUGACACGCCAGGAUUUAUCGAAGAUGAGUUUAACGAUACAUAUAGGAGGGGAAAUGAACAUAUUUUUUACCUUGUAAUAUCAAAUUUAUCGUAUUCGCUUCAAACAAAACUGAUUUGUUGAUAUGAUGCCGAUUCGCUUUUACCCAAUGCGAGUUUUUGGUGAAUUACUCUGGCAAUGGUGAUCACUCGACGAGAUAAUUAAUUUAUCGAACUCUUCAUAUCGUCAGAGUGCUUGCUAUGUUUUAGAUCUUAGAGGCAUUUGAUUAAAUCAUACGCAACUUUUUUCUGCUCUUGGUGUGUGACUUCAGUUGUACUAGUCAGUUGUCUUGUUUCAGUGCAGACCGCGGAAAGCGCGGAAAUUUGUCCGUGAAAUUAGCAGCGAAAUGAGCUUACAUCACAACAGCAGUAGAGAUCAAUUGCUUUUCAAUUUCUUGUCAGAAAAAAAAAUGUCAACUAGUCUUAACUUUUACGUUGAAUACCCGUUUAAACCAGUUGCCUUUAGGCUUACGAAAUCGGAUCUGAAAUAGUAAGCUCUCUGACAGUCAAUAAGAAAGAAAAGAACAACCCAGCUUUAAGGUUGAAGGUUGUACCUCUUUUAGUUAGAAUUUAGGGUAGAAGAUGAUUUCUUCAUUCGUCAUUUCUUACAGACUCUCGUUCGUGUUAGCGUUACUAAAACAAGUGUGUAACCUUUGGAUUCUUUCAACGUGUCAGACCUCGCAUAGGAAAUUUGUACGUCUUAACUACUGUAUGUGCCAUGUUAAUACAAUGUUUGCUACUUGACCGUCGUGAUUUGCAAUAAAGGUCUGGAUGUCAGUUUCUUUUUUAUCA